Molecule: messenger RNA, 6025 nt
Organism: Drosophila rhopaloa
Lineage: Eukaryota; Metazoa; Arthropoda; Insecta; Diptera; Drosophilidae
Gene: BuGZ
Product: BUB3-interacting and GLEBS motif-containing protein ZNF207
Exons: 7
Coding region: 144-1829 (561 amino acids)
Cellular component (GO): nucleus
Molecular function (GO): DNA binding
Source: RefSeq, a predicted model, not a curated record
UUGUUUAACUUUUCCACGGUCACACUGUACUGGCUCCAUUUUGUUUUCCACGGCGGAACCUUUUUGCUACAUCAAAUUGCAUUUUUAAACGACUAACCGAGCGUUUUUAUAAAAUUUAAGUGUUCUAAAGCAGCCAUCAAACCAUGGGACGCAAGAAGAAGAAGGCCUCCAAACCCUGGUGCUGGUACUGCAACCGCGAAUUCGACGACGAGAAGAUCCUGGUACAGCACCAGAAGGCCAAGCACUUCAAGUGCCACAUCUGCCACAAAAAGUUGUACACCGGACCGGGCCUGUCCAUCCAUUGCAUGCAGGUGCACAAGGAGACGGUGGACAAGGUACCUAACUCGCUGCCGAACCGCUCAAACAUAGAAAUCGAAAUCUUCGGCAUGGACGGCAUUCCCGCCGAGGAUCUCAGGGAUCACGAGCGCCAGAAGAACGGCGGCAAAUCUGACUCCGAUGAUGAUGAGCCGGUGGCCAAGAAAAAAGUGGAAUAUGCCAUGAGUGUGCCGCCACCCAUGAUGAUGCCCCCAAAUAUGAUGCCGCCGCACAUGCUGGGCCAGUAUGGCAUGGGCAUGAUGCAGCACAUGCCGCCGCUGCCUCCGUACCCAGUGCCCUUGAUGCAGCACAUGAUGCCACCGCGUCCUCUGUUCCCGGCCGCCAUGGCCACAACCUCGGCGGCGGCGGCUGCUGCGGCGGCGGCUCACCAUCACCAUGCCGCCGCCAUGGCCCAACAAAAGCCAACAUUUCCAGCGUACAGUAAUGCUACCAUAAGUGCUCCGCCCACCACCAAUCAUGCUGGUGGCGCAUCCAGUGCAAGUGCACCACCAAGUGGUCCGCCCGAUGCCCAGCAACACCAGCAGCGUCCACCGGCUCCACCCGCAGCAGGCGGAGCUGCCGCCGCCGCUGUGACCACAAAGAUCAUGCAUCCGCAGGAAGACCUGAGCCUAGAAGAGUUGCGUGCCCGCCAACCGAAGAUACAGGUGCGUCUGGCUGCCGCGUUGGCUGCCCUGGCGAAUCCACAAAGCCACAAAAGUCCAAGCAACAAUGGCGGCGCCUCCGCGUCGAUGCCCGCCACGCCGCCGCCCCCGUCGUUGGCCGGGAUCUCGCCAACGGGCAGCAACAGCAGCAGUGGCAUGGCUAACGCGAUUGCCGUCUCCACAGCCAUGUCGAAGGCCCAGGAAACCGCUGCUCUGGUAGCACAGGCACACGCCCACGCUGCCCAGGCUCAGGCCCAAGCUCAGGCCCAAGCGCAUGCCCAGGCACAGGCCGUGGUCCAAGCCCAGGUGCAGGCUGUCCACGUGGCUCAUGCUGUGGCAGCCCAGCAGCAUCAGGCGGCUCAGCAGCAACAGCAGGCGGUGGCGCAACAGCAGCAGCAGCAGGCGGCGGUACAUCAGCAACAGGCGGCGGUGCAGCAGCAACAGGCGGCCCAGCAGCAGCAGGUCAAGCAACUGGAGGAACUGAAUCGGGCCGUGAUGCUUCAGCGCUUCAGUGCCAGACAGCCGGCAAACCCUGGCGCUGCGGCAGCGGCUGCGGCCGCCGCAGCUGUCGGCAUGAUGCCGUUACCUGGCCACAUGCAGCUGAUGCAGCCGAUGCUAAGACCGGCCAUGGCUAUCGGUCCCCAUAGAGCCCUCAUCGGGGGGAAUAUGAUUAGAGCCGCCGGUGGCCCCGGGUUCAACGGCAUGCCUGCAGGUUUACUGCCCAUGCAGGCGAUAGGACUACCGGGAAUGGCGGGUGGCUUACCACCAGGAGCAAUGGCAAUGCCCGGAAUGGGCAUGAUGCUGCAAGGACAUCCGAACAUGCUGCAGAUGAUGCAGCCGCGAUUUAGAUGAUGUCUGCCUGCAGCGCCGGGUCUGUUGCAGGCGCCAGCAGCCCAGCCGCCAACGCACCUGCAACCUCAUUCUUCGCACGUGCAGCCUUCGCGGCCGUUUCCCAGGACCACGGCCGCUCUCCAGGCUCAGCCGCCGCUGUUGAGCCUGCCGCUGCCACUGCUUUUUCACGAGUGAGACAAGGAUCAUGCUUAUAAUUGCAAACAGCAAACAGCGCAAACAGCAAACUCGGCAAGCAAGUUGUUUUGAAAACUCCAACCAAAGUCAAGUUAUUUUUCAAUGUAUAACAGUUUUUGAGACACAACACCCCCAACAUACAUACACCUUUCGGAAACACGCUACCCACUAAUCAGCGGUUAUGCCUAGUAAACCAGUCGAUGUCAUAUAUAUAUUUCGUUCAUCUAAAGCACUCCAUUCUAGCUUUUGUUCCGAUCCAAAUUGUUUAAUUUUCCUAAUCCGAUCUUCUCGAUGUGCGUGCAUAAAUACAUCUUUUAGAUAUAUUAUUCGUGCUCUUUGUAUAACACAAUGUACCACACUGCUAAACCACACACACUAACACUAUCCAUCUAAAGCUACUUUGCUGUGCUGUAGAUCUCUAUCUUUUAUCUGUAUCUAUAUCUGUAUAAUCAACAAAUUAAUCGUUGACACUUAAUCUAUACAAAUUGUUGUUUUUUAACAUUCUUUUUUCUAUUUUUUUAGUUUUAUUUAGUGAGCAUAUAUUUUAAACACAGCCACCCACACACACACCCAGGUUGUUUAAUUAUAUCUCCUUCAAAACAAAUGAAAUCCGAAAAGAAAAUCUUCGAAAUCACACAAAAACCAAAACCAAAAAACCUGAACGCUCAAAGCUCUGGGUAUGUUGACAAUUGCCAUAAGCAGCAUUUUUGUGUUGUUUUUGUGUUAUUCGUGCGUAAUUUAUACUUUUGAUUCUUUCUGUCUAUGUGAAAUUCUCUGCAAACUGUUACAAUAUUAUACAAUUCAUACAAGUUCUGUUUAGGCCCCUUGUUGUCUAGACCUUCGUUCAUUCGUUCAGUUGCGGCUGACAAAAAGUAAGUCCUAUCUUUUUUUACAUAGUAUAUUUAACUAUAUACAUACAUAUUUAUAAAAAUAUUCAACAUUUCUUUGUAUCGUUUCUGUUCUUUUGGUAUGUAAUAUAUAUUUGGUGUGUGUCAUCGCUGACAUCAGAUCAGAGCAGGUAUCUACAUUCAAUUUGUUUUUCCUUUUUUAAUAAUUAUAUAUGCACAUAAAAUACUAUCUAUCCUAAGUCAUUUGGUUAUGGUUAAUACUAAACAAAAACAACAUUUGCAAAAAAAAAACCCCAUUCCCGAUUAAAACGCUAUAUAGCUUAUAGAAUUACCGGUAAGGAGGCAUCUAGAUAGGUAUUUCUCACAUGUUAGUAGUACACUCGAUACAUUGUUUCGGGAUUGAUAUUGAUGCUUUUGUUUUGUUGUUACCGUAGCGUUCUUCCAAAGUUCCCAGUUAUUUAGCUUCCUUUCCAACACUUCAACCAGUUUUUGAACUAAUAAAAAAUAAUACUCAAGAACUUCACUCUUCAUAGACGCUCAGGCUUUAGUUAAUCCAAUGGUAAUCCUAUAAAAGUUUUUAGAUAGCAUAAGUAGUCCAUUGACAGUUAACGAGUACUAGUCGUAUCCUUUUGUUUUGUUAUGUUUAUUGAAAUCAGCAUGAAUCAGAUUGUUCUCCACGCCUCGAGUUUUUCGAAAACUCCUAACCCAGUGUAGCCUAGGGUAGUUAAACUUAGCACUCAGAUCCCUGGAGAGCACCACUCGCAACACCAACUAACAUUCACCCCUGUUUGAGUAUACCUAUAGUACACACAUGUAACCCAACCAUUUAACUAUAUAUCUAUCUAUAAAUACAUGUAUUAAUGUAACUAUACCGUGUAAUUUAAUCAUAAGCAAUGACAAGUGAAAAACUGGUGCCCAAGAAGAUGCGAUUGAAUCCGAAUAAUUUCUCAAUCGGGCCAGUUUAACGCAAACUUGAUGUUGGACUUUUGUGUCUGGCAAAUUAGCCGCACCGCCAUCGGGAUAUCGCCGGCCAUAUCCAAUUUCGUUGGCCCGGUUAGAUAGUCCUGCGGUGUUAGAACGGCGUGCUUCAGACGAAAGUACCUCAAUGCAAGACAGACAAUCCCAGAUUUGGUGGCAAUACUCGUAUACGAUUCACACACUCCCCGACUAAACAAACUCGCAUCUGUAUACAGUCGUUAUACUCGUACUCGUAGAAUAUAUUCUCUCUCUCUGGUAACUGUAUUGCGAAGACUUUGUAAAUAUUUGAUGGACGCAUUUCAUUUUGUAGAUUUGCUAUUUACUUAUCUCUAAUAUAUCAUUUUUGUCGGGAAUGCAAAUUUAUUUAAUCUUGUUUAAGAAUAUUAUUUCUGGUUUCUAAUUCUAUUCAGACUUCUGAACCCUGAAUAAGUGAUACAAAUCAAGAGAUCUUAAUUUAACAAGCUUUUUAAAAUUAUUUUGUUAUGUUUUUACGAUAUUAUUUUAUAAAACUUGAUUUAUCAAAAUUAUUUUAAAUACGCUUUUUUAUUGUCAAUUUAGGGCUGUGUUUAUUUAGUUAAUCGAUACUUUUUAAUUGAGUCAAAUUAAAUUGAAUUUACUUUCAUUUAAAUCUAUGUUUAGCUUGCAUUUCCCGUCUGUAGUCAAGUUUUAGUAUUCUUUUUGGUGGUGGUCAUUAAAAAUUAUCCAAAAUCUGUUUAUUUAAUUUCAUAUUACAAAUUAAUCUUUUAACCGUAAAAUUCUAUUCAUGCAAUGCACGCGUUCGUUUGAAAAGAGUACAGCUAAAAGGCUACAAGUUUUGUUAACAUUUAAUGGGCUUUAGGUGUUUUGCUGAACAGAAAAGAAAAUUAAAAUCUAAGAUUUAAAAUUAAGACCACCAAUCUGUCUGUCUUUGCGCUGGGCGACACGCGAGUAGCUGAACAAAUGGCAGUCACUGUAAUACUAAACCCCACACACAACCGAACCAAGAGCGUAAAAGUCUGCUGCGUUCAGUCGAAAGCGUGUCACAUUAAUUUUGCUGAGCGAAGAGUCCCCUGCGUCCGUCCUAACCCCUUCCAUCUAUAUCUAUAAAUAAGUGGUAUAUGUCUAUCUUUGGAUUAUGUUUUGCAUGCCCUGAAGAGUAUGCCUUCCGACAACCAGUACAAGUUCGAACCGGACGCAGGCGAUGUGCCGGAGUUUAGUCAGGAUAUAUACGGCUUUGGCCAGUAUAUUGUAACUCUGGGGCGAGGGCACAUCACAGUUAUCGAACUAACUGUUGGACUUUUCGGUCCUUGUCUUGCGACCACUCAAUCGUUAUUUUCACACGCAUAACACCACUAUUAUAACUUUUGAUGUCAGACGAAUCGCAAUGCAUAUACGCGUCUUGUACAAUCCACACAAUCCGGCGGCAGAAUCACCAACCACAUCGAUCACACCAUUUCUCAGAGCAUCCGAGUAAAGAUGGAUCCGAAAGAGAUUUACGAUAAAGUUUGUUUAUACAUUUUGUUUAGUGUUGAUUUACUCAUUUUUCAAUAUAAAAUUAAUCAAUAAUGCUUUGAUAGUUGCAACUACUUUGUUGGGAAAGUAUUUCAAGAUCGAACAAUUUUUAAACUAAUAAAACGAUAAGAUUUUGUUUUUGCCAAAGAUCUUUGAAGCUUUCGACCAAAGUUUUUUUUUAUUAAUUAAUCUUUGAAUAAAUAUAAAUGUUUACCAUGUUUAUAUUUUUCAUAAGCUUUCAACCAUUUUUGUUGCAUUUACUCUUAACUAAAGCUUUCGGAAUUAACAAAUCAAUUUUCCCUUAUCCAUUUCUGUUCGUUCAACAAAUAAUCACACAAAUAAUUAGCUAAUGCCUUUACAAUAUUUAGUGCAAAUGCAUAAAAUCAAAAACCAACAAAUUUGCCUAUGUUAAAUCUUUUUUAAUGUUGUAAUGUAAAUGAAAGAUGCAAACACCAGGAAAGAAAACAAAAAAAAUAUAUUUAGCAUUCUUGUACGUAAAAUGUUUUUACCAAAACGCAAACAAAAGUAUGCAAACAGCAAGAUAUAUAAGCAAUUGUUUAAAUUAUUUUAAACUAAAUAAAAGGCAAAAAUUUAUAUUAGAAACAAAAAAUGCAUAAUAAUAAUAUUUCUAGUUUAAUGUUUCGAUUGUUCUCUAUUCUUUUGAAAUUAAUUUAUUGAAAUUUUAAUAAAUCGAAUAAAAAUGAA